CGGUCACGUAACGUGCACAUCUCUAGCUAGUCAAAAUUUAUUUACGGAUUGCAAUUUUAAGCAUGCUAAAACGGCUGUCCAUUAGAUUACCCUUAUGGGGGCGAUGUGGCAGUCGAAUGGCCUCCACGCUACCCACAAACCAAACCCAGAAUGGCGAGGAAGAGGUUAGUGCCACAGUUAAGAGGAUUCGCACGGAAUUGGCCGCCGACAAGCAGAAAUUAAAGUGGAGGACUCCGAUCGGUGACCGGCCUGAGGAUUGGAAUAGCAAGCUGAAACUGUUCUCCAACUCUGAGCAGACCUCCGAUUUCAUAGUGAUGAUGCAGCAACCAAUUGACCUGAGUCCCAGGAGCAUGCGCCAAUGGUGGGACAAUAGGAAGGAACGGAUCGAGCGACACAUGCAACAGUUCAUUCCGGAGAGGCACAAGAUUCUGGGUGCCGAGUUGGCAGCGGCACAUUUCAUCCUGUAUCGAGGCGGUGCCGCCAAGUUCUUCAACGAUCAACGCUGGCACAGGGCCACCGAGGAUGGUGAAUUCAAUCUGCCCAACAAGUUUGAUCCCGGCUAUAAAGUAGAGGCCUUGCGGUGUGACAACAUGGUCUUGUAUUACGAGGGAUUGGAGAACCUGCGGUGUCUCGAUUCUCUGAAGUUCCUCUCCCUUCACAACGUGAAAACCUUUGACGACUGGUGUCUGGACAGGAUCUCCGGCGGUGGGUUUUCGCAUCUAGAAGUGCUGGACCUUUCGGGCACCGAUAUCACCACAAAUGGACUGGCCUGCCUUUAUCGUCUGCCCAGCUUGAAAUUGUUAAUCCUAGAUGAUCCCAAGGCGACUUUGGAACUGGAAUUGGCCACGGCCAUGUUGGAGGAGGCCAUGCCCGCCCUGAAAGUGGUGGGAGCUGAUGUUAUACACAGCCAAAGCUAAAAUUUAUUAGUUGCACUUGUAUGAUAUAAAACUGUUUUAUUAUAAUUUAAAAUUGUGGUUUCUC
Molecule: messenger RNA, 981 nt
Organism: Drosophila serrata
Lineage: Eukaryota; Metazoa; Arthropoda; Insecta; Diptera; Drosophilidae
Product: distal membrane arm assembly component 2
Source: RefSeq, a predicted model, not a curated record